AUGACGCCGUUCGGAAGCACCACCGCAACUGCCACAGCCACAGCCACUACUGCUGCAACUGUAAGUAGAGCAGCCUCCAUUGAUCCCCGAGAUUGCAAGGUUCCUCAAGUUGGAGACGAUGGAAUCAGCUCUUUGGCUUGGUCUCCAACUCAUAACUAUCUGGCGUCCAGCAACUGGGAUGGUGGCGUCCGCCUUUGGCAAGUCGAAGAGCAAGCAACACAAGUUCGCGCCACCCCACAAGCCAUGGUCCGACACGAUGGCAAAGCUCCUGUUUUGGACUGCUGUUUCAGUGCCGAUGGAUCGACUCUCUUUUCAGGUGGAGGUGACAAGGCCGUUCGAAUGUGGAAACUUGCAUCACAGCCACCAAAUUGGAUCGGACAACAGAUUGGAGUUCACGACUCUCCAGUCAAAGCAGUUCGCUACUUACCUUCUAGCAAAUUGGUUGUCAGCGGGGGCUGGGAUCGCAAAUUAAAAUUCUGGGAUCAACGAAGCAGCAGUCCAGUGGGUUAUUUGGACUUACCAGAAAGGGUCUAUGGAUUAGACGUCCGAGGCAAUUUGAUGGUCGCUAUCACGGCCGAUCGAAAGUUGUUUGUCUAUGAUGCCAGUGGACCACAACCUGUCCUUGAGUAUGAGAUGGAUUCUCCUCUACGUUGUCAAAGCCGCUGCGUGGCCUGUCUCCCAAACCAAAAGGGUUUUGCAAUUGGAGGUUUGGAAGGCCGUGUCUGUAUCCGACAUCGCAACAAUGCCAAGGGAUUCAGAUUUCAAUGUCAUCGUCAAGGCAGUGAUGUUUUCGCUGUAAAUGCAAUUGCGUUUGCCAAUCGAUACAGCACAUUUGCGACAUGUGGAGCCGAUGGCGGCGUCAGCUUUUGGAACAAGGACCUCAAGCAAAAAGUCAAGGAGUUCAAACCAAUCCAAAGAUCCAUUUCUUGCGCAACAUUCAAUACUCAAGGAAACCUCUUUGCAUACUCAAGCAGCUACGAUUGGAGUAAGGGAUGUGGGCAUUAUGCUCAAGGAUCGCCAAACGAGAUCUAUGUUCACUACACACCUGAUAGUGAACUCAAGCCUCGGAAGUAG
Cylindrotheca closterium is the source of this 1074-nucleotide messenger RNA. NCBI's taxonomy places the organism in Eukaryota, Bacillariophyta, Bacillariophyceae, Bacillariales, Bacillariaceae. The record is from the annotation of a GenBank genome assembly.